UUGGCCCCUCGGCCCAUCAACCGAGGUGCUCAUUCACUCUCGGGCGCUGCAAUCGAAAAUAUCAGAUGUGAUCUUUCAUCGACCGACAGAACGCAGGAGACGGAACUCAAGAGUUGAAUCAUCGCAACAUGAGUGCACGUCGUCUUGCUUGCAACCCUUGUCGGAAAGCCAGAAUCGGGUGUGAUGCGUCGAUGCGGAAGGGGAGCCCAUGCUCCAACUGUAUCCGCCGGGGCAAGGUCUGUCAUGUCCAGAACAACCAGAUCACCACCGAACAUGUCUCUCGAACCCAAAGUGAGGUCGACCAGGUUUCCCGGCCUGAGACGGCGUCAGCGCCCCAUUUCGCCAGUCGCAGUGACAGCACGCUCGACAGCAGCACGCUCGACCCAUUAGCGGCAUCUGUGUCGGAGCCAUCUCCUUCACGCUCGUCGUUUGGUCUUGAGCAGCGAGCAUGCCGCCGCCAGCAAGCGUUUGUGCUUCACGAGAUGCUGUGGGAUAUCUUCAUGCAGAUCUACGAGUCCCGCUUCUCCAUGUUUCUCGGCGACAGUUGCUGUCCUUAUGUUGGAAUGAACGUUUCUUCCAAGACAUUCAUAUCCAGGCUCUCGAUUCAGCUGGACAAGCUCUGCGCCGUGAACUCGACCCUGAGGCAGCAACAACUCAAUGAUCGACUAAUCAAUGAUGCCACCAACCAUGCAGUCUACACGUAUGCCUCUCGCUGGCUGCCCUUACACACCGGACGCCCACGGCCCCCAGGACCAUCUCACCGCGGUCGACCAACUAGCCCGGAACAAGAACUGUCCGACUAUUUGUGGCGGCGGACGCAGUCCAAGAUCCAAUCCAUCAUGUCACGGCCCAGUUACCGGGCAAUUCACGCGAUGCAGAUCUUUGGCGCGGCCGAACGCCCUCUCAACUGCGACGACCCGGGCUUUGCAGAUCUCUGUGGCCAGGUGCAACUGUCCCACGUCCUUCAACUUCAAGCGUCUGCUGGCUCCCCACCAUCGACGAGGCUGUCGCCGUAUACAACGUUUCUCCUUCCUGACCACGCCUGCGAUUCUCUUGAGGUCAACAACAACCACGGGUCGGGUGACAACCAGACUCGACGACGCAUGGAGGAUGCCAUCUUCUGGUUGUCGGUGAUGAAGGACUCGUACAGCUCCCUCAUCCGGCGAGGCUCUCCCACUUUGCUCCCACAUGUCUCCGGAGACAAGCGGUUGUGGGAUUUCAUCCGACAGCGGACGGUCAUCUUUACCAACGCUUUUCAAACCCUCCAUGGCUCUCCGCAUGCCCUCCCCAACGAGGUCAUCACCAUCAUUCUGCAACACGCCUCCGCCUGCAAAGUCAUGUUUCUGAACGUCAUCAACCGGUUUUACAACGUGGUCAACUAUCACAACGUGGAAGAUUCCGUCGAGGAAGCGGCCCAAAAGAUCAUCGCCGAGUCGGAUCGCUUUCAUAGCGUCUUCGAUCCGCUGCUCGCCAUCUGUGCCCGAGACUUCUUGACCUUGGAAUACCGGGAUCAACUCAACUACGUGUGGCUGAUUACCCACUACCACCUCGGUUCUCUGACUCUGGCCAACAUCAUGGACGAAGCCCCAACCACGCCGAUAUGCCUCAAGAACCCCGUCUUGUCCCGUUUAUAUGCGUGCAAGGCCAUCGUAAAUGCCCUAAGUCUCGGCCUGCAAGCCGAUCGUCACUCUCUGAGCCCGGGCUCCUACCCAAGUCGACUUCUCCUAGAGCCGGUCCCAGAAAUCCAAGUCGAGGCUCUGUCGCUCGCCUGCUCCGCCAUCUUUCUUCUUCACCAAUCCAAGGAGCUGUCCACGGCCAACGCCAAAGUCAUGUUGUCCGUGAUAUUGACCGUGUUGAACAUCCUCUCCCAGAUCUCGAUCACGGCAUCCUUUGUCAUCACCUCUGUCCACGAACAGAGUUCCAAGCACGGCAUCAACAUGUCACAUGAAGACUCAACGAUCGGCCAAAAGGUCGUGGCCAAUGUCGACUCGCGCGUCAAUCUGUCAAUGUUCGACCGCCAUUCUCUCGAUGAGUUCUCGCAGGAAAUGGAAGUUCAGAUCUACAGCGACAAUUCGAUGAUUGACCGCAUGAUCCACAAGUACGAGGAUGAGGAUGGGCUCCAGGGCCCGACCGACGUGGAUCCUCAAGAUGAGGCCAUGUAUUUUAUGCCAGGGGAAGCUACAUCCACGGUUUCCAAAUCGAGGUUCGUGUUCCCUCCCGUCAUGUUUGAUGCUUUGAAAAGGAAUCUCGAAGUGAUGGGGUCUGACUUUUAA
This is a messenger RNA of Exophiala mesophila, 2273 nucleotides long. RefSeq lists its product as uncharacterized. NCBI's taxonomy places the organism in Eukaryota, Fungi, Ascomycota, Eurotiomycetes, Chaetothyriales, Herpotrichiellaceae. Gene Ontology annotation, biological process: regulation of DNA-templated transcription. The record is from RefSeq and is a predicted model, not a curated record. The transcript is spliced from 4 exons. Gene Ontology annotation, molecular function: zinc ion binding; DNA-binding transcription factor activity, RNA polymerase II-specific. The coding region runs from base 129 to 2273 and encodes 714 amino acids.